This is a messenger RNA of Didymosphaeria variabile, 1572 nucleotides long. RefSeq lists its product as uncharacterized. Gene Ontology annotation, molecular function: enzyme regulator activity. Gene Ontology annotation, cellular component: endoplasmic reticulum membrane. The transcript has 2 exons. Lineage: Eukaryota; Fungi; Ascomycota; Dothideomycetes; Pleosporales; Didymosphaeriaceae. Gene Ontology annotation, biological process: intracellular calcium ion homeostasis. The coding region runs from base 1 to 1572 and encodes 523 amino acids. The record is from RefSeq and is a predicted model, not a curated record.
AUGCCUGAGAGCAUCCCCCUUCGCAAGGCCCCGAGUACCCGGCGACCUGGUCUCCUCUUUGACUCCGACGACAGACACGGCAGCACCGGACACUCGCGUGGAAGCACCAGAGAUAACUCGCCCUUCACCGAGAUCCCGCACCCUAACCAUAAAGGCUCCAACGUACACUUUGCGGAGCCAGACUCCCCCGAUUCCGACCUCAGCUUCGACGACUGGGAUGAAAGCGCGCCGAGCCACACCCAUACCAUGCCUUCAGACUUACGGCCUGACCUGGACCGCGAGCGGGACGGACGAUCGCUCUCGCCGCUGUUGGGAUCGCACAAGCAUGAUGAUGAGGGAACCGAGAAUGGCGGGCUGAGCAGGAGCACGCAUACGUUUCAUGAGCGGGACCCCGCGAGCCAGGCACAUCUGGAGACGAGGAGGAGGUACACGUACGCGGCGAUCUUUUUGGCGUUAAGUCUAGUAAGCUUCACGGUGCAGACGGAGACGGCCGUGUAUAUUCAGCAUGAACUGAAGUGGGAGAAGCCAUUUUGUAUGCUAUACAUGACCCACGGCUCCUGGAUAAUCCUCUGGCCCAUACAAUUCGCCAUAAUGCGCCUCCAAGACCUCUCCACCCCCUUCCCCGUCUUCUGGCGCCGCCACGUCCAGCUCCUCCGCCAAACCGCCCUCAUGGUCCAACACCAAACGCUGCACCCCUCCGUCCGCCAAUCCCAAACCUCCCCCGUACGCUACAUGCUCCGCAUGACCGCCUUCAUCACCUGCGCUCUCACAGUCGCCGGCGGAAGCUGGUAUCUCGCCGUCAACAUGACCACCGCAAGCGACCUCACCGCCAUCUACAACUGCAGCGCCUUCUUCGCCUACGCCUUCAGCAUCCCGCUGCUCCACGAAAAAGUCCGCAUGAACAAGGUCCUCGCCGUCGCCAUCGCCAUCUUCGGCGUCUUCAUCGUCGCCUACGGCGACACAACCCCCGCGAAACACGGCAACAAAUCCGGGGGCGGCGCCGGCGGAGAAAAAGCGCCCCCCUCGCACGAGGCGGAGAACCGCGCCAUCGGCAACAUGAUCAUUGGCAUUGGGUCUGUCCUCUACGGCUUCUACGAGGUGCUCUACAAGCGACUAGCAUGUCCCCCGGACGGCUGCAGUCCAAACCGCGGCAUGGUCUUCGCCAACACCUUCGGCAGCCUAAUCGGGGCCUUCACCCUCGCCGUCCUAUGGGUCCCCCUCCCCAUCCUCCACUACAUGGGGUGGGAAGAAUUCGAGCUCCCGCACGGAAAGCAAGCGUGGAUGAUGGCCAUCAGCGUGUUCGCUAACGCGACCUUCAGCGGCUCCUUCCUCAUCCUUAUUUCUCUGACUUCUCCCGUGCUGUCCUCUGUUGCGGCCCUUCUUACUAUUUUUAUUGUGGCUAUUGUGGAUCAGUUGUUGCCUCCGCCGCUUAAUUCUCCGCUUACGCCUGCGGCGUUGGUGGGCGGGCUGCUUAUUAUAGGGGCGUUUUGCUUGUUGAGUUGGGCGACGUAUUGGGAGAUGGACGAGGAGAGGAGGAUGAAGCUUGAGGUGGAGAGUGAUGUUGAUGAUUAG